Molecule: messenger RNA, 8337 nt
Organism: Trematomus bernacchii (emerald rockcod)
Lineage: Eukaryota; Metazoa; Chordata; Actinopteri; Perciformes; Nototheniidae
Gene: pik3ca
Product: phosphatidylinositol-4,5-bisphosphate 3-kinase, catalytic subunit alpha
Exons: 26
Coding region: 459-3665 (1068 amino acids)
Biological process (GO): phosphatidylinositol 3-kinase/protein kinase B signal transduction; cell migration; phosphatidylinositol-3-phosphate biosynthetic process
Cellular component (GO): plasma membrane; phosphatidylinositol 3-kinase complex, class IA; cytoplasm
Molecular function (GO): 1-phosphatidylinositol-4-phosphate 3-kinase activity; 1-phosphatidylinositol-3-kinase activity
Source: RefSeq, a predicted model, not a curated record
GCUAAUAACAUCCUCUGCUUGAGUCCUUUUGAAUGGACAUUUUGGACACAUUUUAUGUAACUGUGUGCCUUACAACCCAAAACGCGAGUGGGUUUAUUUUUUUGCGGGAGCAUAAGCGUGUGUGGAGUUACGCCCACUGUCACGGAUAUCUGGCCGAGAGGCUGACAGUGACAGACCGUAGAAAGCAGCCUGCUUUCCCCGGCGCCGGGAGCCACCAACCCGGCCGGUGGGGACCGGUGGGAUCGGCUAGCUGGAAGGCUAGCUAACUGUCAUUAGCCGAGGAGAUCCUCUCUGACCAGCAUCCUCACACACUUUGCUGCCUUGACGUCAACUUAAAAGGUGUGAAGAUGGACUGAAACAUGAAGGGUGGAACUGUCCCAUCACCCAAAUAAGAGGGUGUCUCUCUUAGGUUGUGCUCUGCAGCUUCACUCUGACUGAGCUGGGAGACAGAGAGGAAGAUGCCUCCCAGGCCGUCCUCAGGGGAGCUAUGGGGCAUCCACUUGAUGCCUCCCAGGAUCCUGGUGGACUGCCUGCUGCCCAAUGGGAUGAUUCUGACCCUGGAGUGUCUCCGUGAGGCCACGCUCAUCACCAUCAAACAUGAGCUGUUCAAAGAGGCCAGGAAAUAUCCUCUUCAUCACCUCCUGCAGGAGGAGACAUCCUAUAUCUUUAUCAGUGUAACACAAGAAGCCGAGCGGGAGGAGUUCUACGACGAGACCCGGAGGUUAUGUGAUCUCCGACUCUUCCAGCCUUUCCUCAAGGUCAUUGAACCAGUUGGCAAUAGAGAGGAAAAGAUCCUCAACAGAGAGAUUGGUUUUGCCAUUGGUAUGCCUGUGUGUGAGUUUGACCUUGUGAAGGAUCCGGAGGUUCAGGACUUCAGGAGAAACAUCCUGAAUGUUUGUAAAGACUCUGUGGAGAUGAGAGAUGCCAGCGGGCCCCACAGCAGAGCGCUCUAUGUUUAUCCUCCCAAUAUAGAAUCCACACAGGAACUUCCAAAACACAUCUAUAGCAAGCUGGACAAAGGUCAGAUUAUCGUUGUGAUUUGGGUGAUUGUUUCUCCAAACAAUGACAAACAAAAGUAUACACUGAAGAUCAACCACGACUGUGUGCCUGAACAGGUGAUUGCAGAGGCCAUUCGUAAGAAGACACGCAGCAUGCUGCUGUCCCCAGAGCAGCUGAAGAUGUGUGUGCAGGAAUAUCAGGGUAAAUACAUCCUCAAAGUGUGUGGCUGUGAUGAGUACCUGCUGGAAAAGUACCCCAUCAGCCAGUAUAAGUAUAUCCGAAGUUGCAUCAUGCUGGGCAGGCUGCCUAACCUGAUGCUAAUGGCCAAAGACAGCUUAUACUCUCAGUUGCCUACAGACAACUUUGUCAUGCCGUCGUACUCUCGACGCAUCUCCACGGCAACAUCCUAUAUGAAUGGCGAGACAUCUGCCAAGUCGCUGUGGACCAUCAACGGGACCCUGCGGAUACGAAUCCUGUGUGCCACCUAUGUUAACGUCAAUAUACGGGACAUAGACAAGAUUUAUGUGAGAACAGGCAUUUACCAUGGAGGUGAACAGAUGUGUGACAAUGUCAACACGCAGAGAGUACCUUGUUCUAACCCGAGGUGGAAUGAAUGGCUCACCUAUGAUAUGUACAUCCCUGACAUACCUCGAGCCGCCAGACUCUGCCUCUCCAUCUGCUCUGUCAAAGGCAGGAAGGGAGCCAAGGAGGAGCACUGUCCACUAGCUUGGGGUAAUAUCAAUAUGUUUGACUACACUCACACUCUGGUGGCCAACAAGAUGGCUCUGAAUCUUUGGCCUGUCCCUCACGGCCUUGAAGACCUCCUCAACCCCAUCGGAGUCACUGGAUCCAACCCUAAUAAGGAAACCCCAUGCCUGGAGCUGGAAUUUGACCACUUCAGUAGUUUGGUCAAAUACCCAGAAAUGAAUGCAGUAGAGGAUCAUGCAAACUGGACCAUCUCAAGGGAACUGGGGUUUAACUACAACCUUUCUGGACAGAGCAACCGGUCGGCCAGAGAUCAUGCCCUGACGGAUAGCGACACUGAGCAGAUGAGACAGCUGAGUAACAGAGACGCUCUCUCAGAAAUCACUGAGCAGGAGAAAGACUUCCUCUGGAGACACAGACACUACUGCAUGAACAUCCCUGAGAUCCUUCCCAAGAUCCUGCUCUCUGUCAAAUGGAACUCCAGGGAUGAAGUAGCACAGAUGUACUGUCUGUUGAAGGAAUGGCCGUCCACCCGCCCUGAGCAGGCCAUGGAGCUGUUGGACUGUAACUACCCAGACCCCAUGGUCAGACACUUUGCUGUAUGCUGCCUCGAAAAAUACCUGACCGACGACAAACUGUCCCAGUACCUCAUCCAACUUGUACAGGUAUUAAAAUAUGAGCAGUAUCUCGACAAUCCCCUGGCCCGUUUCCUCCUCAAAAAGGCUCUGACCAAUCAAAGGAUAGGUCAUUUCUUCUUCUGGCAUCUAAAGUCAGAAAUGCACAACAAAACAGUGAGCCAGAGGUUUGGGCUACUGCUGGAGGCGUACUGCCGGGCCUGUGGGAUGUACCUCAAACACCUGAGCAGGCAAGUGGAGGCCAUGGAGAAGCUCAUUAACCUCACUGACAUCCUCAAACAGGAGAAGAAAGAUGAGACGCAGAAAGUCCAGAUGCGGUUCCUUGUGGACCAGAUGAAGAGACCGGACUACAUGGAUGCUCUGCAGAACUACACCUCUCCUCUCAACCCUGCACACCAACUGGGAAACCUGAGGUUAGAUGAAUGCAGGAUCAUGUCGUCAGCGAAGAGACCGUUGUGGCUGAACUGGGAGAAUCCUGACAUCAUGUCCGAGCUGCUCUUUCAGAACAAUGAGAUCAUCUUCAAAAAUGGAGAUGACCUGCGGCAGGAUAUGCUGACGUUGCAGAUUAUUAAAAUCAUGGAGAACAUUUGGCAGAAUCAGGGGCUGGACCUACGGAUGCUUCCGUACGGCUGUCUGUCGUUGGGAGACUGUGUGGGGCUCAUUGAGGUGGUUCGCAGCUCCCACACCAUCAUGCAGAUUCAGUGUAAAGGAGGCUUGAAAGGAGCCCUGCAGUUCAACUCAAACACUCUGCACCAGUGGCUCAAGGACAAGAACAAGGGCGAGAUGUAUGACCUGGCUGUGGAUCUGUUCACGAGGUCCUGUGCUGGCUACUGUGUAGCUACAUUUAUCCUCGGGAUAGGAGACAGACACAACAGCAACAUUAUGGUCAAAGAUGAUGGACAGUUGUUUCACAUAGAUUUUGGCCAUUUCCUUGACCAUAAGAAGAAGAAGUUUGGCUACAAGAGAGAGCGUGUGCCCUUUGUGCUGACACAAGACUUCCUCAUCGUCAUCAGCAAGGGUUCCCAAGAGUGUGCCAAGACCAAAGAGUUUGAGAGGUUCCAGGAGAUGUGUUAUAAAGCCUACCUGGCCAUCCGGCAGCAUGCGAACCUGUUCAUCAACCUGUUCUCCAUGAUGCUGGGCUCCGGCAUGCCUGAGCUGCAGUCAUUUGAUGACAUUGCCUACAUCAGGAAGACGCUGGCCUUGGAGAAAAGUGAACAGGAGGCGUUGGACUACUUUAUGAAACAGAUGAACGAUGCUCACCAUGGAGGGUGGACCACCAAGAUGGACUGGAUAUUCCACACAAUCAGACAGCAUGCACUGAACUGAUCUCCUGCACACAAACAACACAACACCAGUCCCGCCAUGAAGUAACACCUCAGUGAUGAAGGAAGUUUACACCCAUACCAUUUCUGUUCAUCUAAACAAGGUUCCGGUUUUUCUUUGGCCAUAAUCAUAUGCUUUCUUCUCAACAAUCGGUUCUACAAGAGAUUGUUGUCUCCAUGUCCUUGUGAAGAUAUUCCCUUCCUGGCCAAUGCAUCCACAAACAGGAACAAACUGGGAAACAAAGAAAAUGUUACCUCUCACCCUGCUGCUCUUGUUGGGAAAACACAAAUUGGACAAAACAGCUUAAAGAAAAUCGUCCAAUCGUAUGAAGCCACAAAGUAAAUCCAACUUGCUGCCGUUCUACUGUGUUAGCUCUGCACUGUGGCUCCAUCCCAGAAAGAGAUGCUUGUAUCUCUGCUGAGAAGAUAGCGUGCACAAAAGAACAUAUCAAACCUAGUAUUUGUUACGCAAAUAUGUUGCACAUCGCAAGAUUAAAGAAGUAUGACGUAAGUAUGACUUACCACUGUUCCCUCCUGAGCUGAUUUGGUGUCAGCUUCGCCACCUUUAACCCUCUGUGAAAAGAACUGCAUAAGAGCCUGUCGGUUGUUUUGCACAGCUCUAAAGUCUCCCUCGGCCUCAAAGAAAAAGCACUCCACCCUUGGGAACAUUUGUUGGUGGCGCUGCUUUAGACUCAUAAACUUCAGGGUGAUGAUGCCUCUCCAUCAAAAAACAGCACUUAAAAAGUAGUAGAAUACUAUACAGGUUUAUUAUGACUUUUUUUUAUUUAUUUAUGUAUCUAGUUUAUCCUUUUUUUACACAUGCAACACUCAACUCUCCAGAAACACACUUGUUUGUUUCAAUAUAUAUUUGGAGUUUUUUUGUAUUUGUGCUUCCUUUAUCUGACUACCAUGAGUUCUGCAAAUGACGACUACUAAUGCCCUUUUCGCCUCCUGCAAUUCUAAGUUAAACAUCAGUUUGUUAGUGACGCUAGUUUGCAGCUUGGAAUUUGUGAUAAUGAAUUUGUUUGGGGAUGCACAUUUGGUAAUGAAGGAAAGUGCCAGUCUCACGCUUUGAAUAAUGUGAUCUAUUUAAAGCCUCUGGCUGUCUAUUUUGUUGGCGAGCAGAAGCCCAGGGGAAUGUCACGUCUUCCUGAUGAUAAAAUGCCUUGGCGUCACAGAACCUGAUUCACAUUGCUAAGCCCGACAGCCUACAUAUUUGUAGUAAACAAACCAUGACCGCACUAUUUACAUGAAAAGCUAGAUUUUAGGUUUUAGUAACAUGAAAACCAAUAUCUUUUUAUUAUUUCUAACUAUGCGAUAUUUAUCGUUUCAUCUCUUUAAAUGUCAACUGAUGGACAUAGUUCGUCAUACACAUUUCGUUUAUAUGUUUAUCCAUUUUUAUUUGAAUAACAUCUUUCACUGAGCAUGUAAUAAACCUGCCAGUAUUUGAGCAAUGCUCUCUAAAUCCUGGCUCUUUAUUUUCCAAACUUUUUACAUAUCCUCCCCAACGGAAACAUAUGAGCGUGUAGGUUUUUCAACAUGUUUAAGUCAAAACAAAAUAGCCUUUACAAAUUCCAUUGGAUCGCUCAAUAGUAAGCAGAUAGAGUGAUAUAUAGCUGUAGAGGAAGCAUAGUCUCUGCCCACACCUCCUUCAGCUGUGGUGUCUAUAGGCAGAGGAUGAGGGGAAAUGUAUGAAUUAGACGUUAGCGCCAUUCUUUGGACAUGUUAACAUAGUUUUAUCAACUGAUAUCAACAUACUUUUUUAUCUGGUAGCUCGAUUAAGCCACUCUUAAGUUCUAUAGUGAUCGUCACAAUCACAUUUAAUUGAAAGACAGGGAUUUUGACUUUGUUCCAUUGAGCAAAGUCACCUUGUCUUUUGAGAUUGGUAUUAGCUAUAAAAUGUGUUUUUAUAAACAGAAAACCCUGAUUGACUGUAAGCUUAGCCAGUUGAGAACGUGUCAAAUGAUGAGCUUUGUUGAGGAGAGAAUGUAUUAUUUAACAAAAGUAGCUCAGAGCAGCAUCAUGAGCCCCUGACACCUCUACUGUGUACCUAGAAAGAUAUUUGGAUGUGCUCAUGGCUAGAUUAUCAUCUUCUGUUUGAAAGUAGAUCUGCCAGUGAAAAAGGAAGUAUGCACUUUUCCCAACUGUUGAUUGUAUGGAAAAGCCUAAAUGGUGGUCUGUUCUGGUAUGGCACACCUGUGUGUUGUCAUAUUACUGCAACAUUAGUGGCUAGAAUGUAUUGAGCUGUAAAAUAUGUGCACUCUUUUUCUGGUUUUUGCGUCAUUUAUGGUUUCUCUCUAAAGUGUCAAAUGCAGUGCCACUAAACAUACAAGAGGUGAUCGGCAGAGAGCUCUUCUCUUCUUUCUCUCAAUGUGCCAAACACAGGUUCACUGAGGCCUGUGGAAGAUAAUGCUGAAAUUAAGUAGGCAUAUCAGUUUAUCUUAAAAUAAAAAAGAAGAGGUUGGUGUAUGCACCUUAAAAUAGCCUUUUUGUCCAGAAGAACGUUAGCCUAGUGUGCAUGUCAGGAUAACCAGUUUGUACACUUUGAAGCAGCAUUAGCCGUAUGUAUGUAGAGUUGCAGUCAGACUGCUUUUUUUUCUAUCCUGAGCUCAUAUAUGACAACCUGCAGUGUUACUAUCAUUAUUAUCUCUUCCCAUGUAUAUGUUUGUGUGAACUCAUUUCUCUCUGUACAGGAUGCAGAGCUUCAUUGGCAGGCCCCAAUGAAAACCCACACUGUGUGUAUGUAGCUUACAUGUGUGAGAUGACACUAAACACUUUUUAAUUGUUUGUUAGGAAACAUAAGUGAGAGGGAACUUUUCAUACGGUUGUAAAUGUUUUACUUGAGAUAUUGCAUAUCAGAACCGCAGCUGUAUUUUGUUUUUGUUUUUAAGUUGAGACUGGUUGUUGUGCAUUGUCUAUUUAUUACUGAUUGUGAGAGCUUGUGUGUGUGUGUGUGUGUGUGUGUGUGUGUGUGUGUGUGUGUGUGUGUGUGUGUGUGUGUGUGUGUGUGUGUGUGUGUGUGUGUGUGUGUGUGUGUGUUCAUGUGGUAAAGCAGGGCUGUUUGUUUAAUAAUGUGGUUAUUGAUGCCACAGUUAUACAUGAGUGAAGAAACAAGUAUUUCUUGAAGUGAUGAAUGUUGUUCUAGAGCCAAAUUCCAGGUGCAAAGUAUUACAAAUAUAUAUUUAUUGUUCUUUCAUUAUCCUGAGACUCAAACUCAUGAAAAUUAGGUCCAAGUGAUAGCUCUCACAGACAGCAUGAUUAUGUGUCUAAAGUUCUGCUUGUCCUCAACUUAUGCACUGAAUUUGUACAGGGUAUCUGCAAUAGUAUUGCACUUGUUUUUCCACCUGUGAAGGCUGUGGUGGCUUCCAUGCUUUAUCCCUUUUGACUUUAAAGCAACAUUAAAAAAAAAAAGGUGUAAUUGUAUGAAUCAACAAUCUACAUAAUGAUACAUUAUCAUUUACCUGCUGUUUUCUCAGAAUGUGGAGUUAUUGAAUCUCUUUGAACCCGCUUGUGUGCUGAGAAAUACUGUGAGAUUUCGUGAGGUUAAACAGAGAGGGGAGGGAGGUCCUGUUUCCAUUCAUCUUCAGUUUGCCCCUGCUAAUACAAUCACAAGAUGUUAGCUAUGAUUUUAAGACAACCAGUGGACAUAAUAACAAACACACAGGAAAUAAGAAUGCAAUUUAAUGCAAUAUCCAUGCAGUGUUUACUGCUCUGUGAAAACCUAUUGUUUUUUAUGAUAUUCAAAUGUGUUUCUGUUACGAUCUGUAAACAUAAUCAACAGGUGUUAGUUUGUCCACCACCUGUAGGAACUCUAUUGUUUCUGUAAAGCAGUUCAAAAGCCACUGUUACUGCUUUUGUUUUUAAUACAAAUUGCAUUGCUAGGAAGCCUUUGAAUAGGCUUUGAACAGAAUGAAUGUCAAGGGUUUUAAACUAUUGUACUUCCAAGAGCAAGUAUGACUAAUCAAUAAGAUUAUUGAUCAUUAGUGAUCAUUUAGCUUUUGAAGUAUCCUAAAUGUUAAAGGGAAAUAUCGACUAAAUGGUCAGUAGCUUAAUGUUCAGUUCUGUAUGCAGUGCUCUAAACUACACUAGUGUGUCGAAUAUUUCCUCAACAUGCCGUGCUGUCAGAACCUUAACCUAUACUAUGAAUGAAUGUACAUCGAGCCAUGUUUCCCACAGCCUGUACCUGCAUGAGCUUGGGUAAAGAGGAAUAUUCUUUUUCAUUGUUUUAGUUUUCAUAUUCAGCCUGCUAAGCAGCCAUACAAAUGUUUAGAAAUGAAUGCCUUACGUUUAUAGGAACAUUUUCAUCGUCACAAUAACCUGCAUUUAUUAAAAGAAAUGUAUUUCAUUUAGGCUCGCAGGGUAAAGAUUUGUACCCUGACCGACUGACUGGUCAUCUGAGUGUUUGUGAAGAUGUACAAAUAAAUGUGUUAAACAUUCACCCCGCUUCUGUUUGCUCGUACUUUCCCCUCCUGCAGUUUCACUCUACAGCAAGCCUUCACAAAGCCUUACUGGAUUGAAUAAAGCAAUGAAUUAUAUCGUCAAUAUGUUCAAAUGUAAUGACUUUAUUUAUUUUAUUCAUUUCCAGGGCUUGAAAAGAAGAUUUCCGGGUAUCCAAAGGACUUCAUCCGGAUGUUGACAAUGUUAAAAGACCAGUAAGAUCAUUUAGGCUGAUAAAA